UUCUGUUUCCUCAAGUCGAUUGUACCGAAAUCUCGUCCUUCCACUCGAGAAAAACCGUUAAACCGUUCAAGUAUCGAGUCUUCAAAUCAGCCCUGCCCCAAUUUACACCAUUCUAGAGGCAGGCAAACGGUCUACUUGGCCUUGCAUCUUUCCACCCAUUGAAUUACCUCCGCACCUCGUGGGUGUUUGAACGUCCCACCACCAUGGCUACCCCUCCAGCUCCAGCAGUGGGCGUUCCCUCGUCCGCCCCGACCAUCCGCAUAGGCACGCGCAAGUCGAACCUCGCCAUGAAACAGACCCAUAUCGUCCUCGAGGGCCUGAAGCGUAUCCGGCCCGACUACAACUACGAGAUCCACAGCAUGGCCACCCUGGGCGACAAGGACCAGAACACGGCCCUCUACAACUUCGGCGGCAAAGGUCUCUGGACCAACGAGCUCGAAGCUAAGCUCACAAACAAACAACUCGACGUCAUCGUCCACUCGCUGAAGGACAUGCCCACCGUCCUCCCCCAAGGCUGCGUCCUGGGCGCCGUCACCAACCGAGAAGACCCGCGGGACGUUAUCAUCUUCAAGGCCGGCACCGAGUCCCAAUACAAGACCAUCGCCGACCUCCCCGCCGGCAGCGUCAUCGGCACCAGCAGCGUCCGCCGCAUGGCCCAGCUCAGGAGGAAGUACCCGGGCCUCGAGUACGCGGACACGCGCGGCAACCUCGAGACCCGCCUGCGCAAGCUCGACGACCCGGAGGGGCCCUACGCCGCCAUCAUCCUCGCCGCCGCGGGGCUACUCCGCAUGGGCUACGACGCGCGCAUAGGGCAGUACCUCGCCUCGGACCAAGGGGGGAUCCUGCACGCCGUGGGCCAGGGCGCCCUGGGCAUCGAGGCCCGCGCCGACGACGACCGCGUCCUGUCGCUGCUGGCGGGGCUGGAGGACCGGUCCACCCGGUUGGCCGUCGAGGCCGAGCGCAGCCUCAUGCGGACGCUGGAGGGCGGCUGUAGCGUGCCGAUCGGGGUGGAGACCAGCUGGCACGACGAGGGUGGCGCGAAGCUGAAGUUCAAGGCGACCGUGGCGCACCCGAACGGGACCGAGGCUGUCGAUGGCGAGAGGUGGGCGGCUGUUGAUACCCCGGAAGCCGCCGAGAGGUUGGGGAAGGAGUUGGCGCAGGAACUGGUCGAGAAGGGUGCCCAGAGGAUCUUGGAUGAGAUCAACAAGGCCCGUGCGGAACAUCAGGCGGCUGCGCCCGAGGCUGCUUCAGUCUCGACCUAAUUGUCUUAGGGGUGCUGCUGCUGGGCUGCAGUUUAGGUUGAUGGAUGAUGGCAAAUGGAUGAUGAUGAAUAGACGGCGAUACAAUAUCACGAUGGUCGGGGCUUGGUCGGCAUAAUAUCGAGACGGAAAAAAAGCGAAGGCAUAUAUAGCCCUGGAAAAAUGGCUCGGAAUUGCUUUGCAUUUGAUCUUUGCAUGUUUUGCUUCUUUUUUUUCUUUUCUCGGUCAUUUUCUCCGUUCGCCCCUCUUGUAUAUUAUACUUAGCCUGCCGUUGAAAGCCGAAACCCAGUGCAAAACCCCCGACGCCAACAUGUGCGGCUCUGGUUGGGGACAGUCCGCUGCAUCUCCCUUUGGCAUGCGGGGCCCGAAGGCGUAAUGAACAAUGGAACCAGGUUGAACUC
Messenger RNA from Sodiomyces alkalinus F11, 1660 nucleotides. Its product is annotated as porphobilinogen deaminase. The transcript has a single exon. Gene Ontology annotation, cellular component: cytoplasm. Gene Ontology annotation, molecular function: hydroxymethylbilane synthase activity. Lineage: Eukaryota; Fungi; Ascomycota; Sordariomycetes; Glomerellales; Plectosphaerellaceae. The record is from RefSeq and is a predicted model, not a curated record. Gene Ontology annotation, biological process: heme biosynthetic process. The coding region runs from base 204 to 1262 and encodes 352 amino acids.